This is a messenger RNA of Gracilinanus agilis (Agile Gracile Mouse Opossum), 1404 nucleotides long. RefSeq names its product cyclin G2 (gene CCNG2). Gene Ontology annotation, cellular component: nucleus; cyclin-dependent protein kinase holoenzyme complex; cytoplasm. The transcript has 8 exons. Gene Ontology annotation, molecular function: cyclin-dependent protein serine/threonine kinase regulator activity. The record is from RefSeq and is a predicted model, not a curated record. Lineage: Eukaryota; Metazoa; Chordata; Mammalia; Didelphimorphia; Didelphidae. Bases 178 to 1212 code for a protein of 344 amino acids. Gene Ontology annotation, biological process: mitotic cell cycle phase transition; regulation of cyclin-dependent protein serine/threonine kinase activity.
GCGGCGGCGGUGGCGGUGGCGGCGAAGGGAACGCUGUGCCGCGAGUGGAUGAGGGCCUCGGGGGGUCGCUGACCCACAGGGUCCCGCAGACGGAGCAGCUGGGCGUGGAGGCCCGUCCCCUUCCCCGCGCUCUCCUGGCUGGGGCGCCACGGGGACGGGAGUGGGAUCCCCGGCGCGAUGAAGGAUUUGGGAGCUGAAGAGUUGGCCGGUCGGGAGGGGGUCCAGCUCUUCCGAUUGCUGAACCUCUACUUGGAGCAGGAGCAGAGAUUUCAGCCCCGGGAGAAGGGACUUAGCCUGAUUGAAGCCGCUUCCGAGAAUGAUAACACUUUGUGUCCAAGAUUGAGAAAUGUUAAGGUAGAAGACCUUAGGAGUUUAGCCAACUUUUUUGGAUCACGAACUGAAACAUUUGUCCUGGCUGUCAACAUUUUGGAUCGAUUCUUGGCUCUUAUGAAGGUGAAGCCUAAACAUUUGUCUUGCAUUGGAGUCUGUUGCUUUCUUCUGGCUGCUAGAAUAAUUGAAGAGGAAUGCAAUAUUCCAUCAACCCAUGAUGUCAUCAGAAUUAGUCAGUGCAAAUGUACUGCUUCUGACAUAAAACGGAUGGAAAAAAUUAUUUCCGAAAAGUUGCACUAUGAAUUAGAAGCUACUACUGCCUUAAACUUUUUGCACUUAUACCACACUAUCGUACUUCGCCAUACUUCAGAAAGGAAAGAAGUAUUGAGUCUUGACAAAUUGGAGGCUCAGCUGAAAGCCUGCAACUGCCGACUAAUUUUUUCAAAAGCAAAACCGUCUGUAUUAGCUUUGUGCCUUCUCAAUCUAGAAGUGGAAACUUUGAAAUCUAUUGAAUUAUUGGAAAUUCUUCUUCUUGUUCAAAAGCAUUCUAAGAUUAAUGAUGCUGAUUUCUCUUACUGGAGGGAGUUAGUUUCAAAAUGCCUAGCAGAGUAUUCUUCUCCCGAGUGUUGCAAACCAGACCAUAAAAAGCUUGUGUGGAUUGUUUCAAGACGCACAGCUCAAAAUCUUCACAACAGCUAUUACAGUGUCCCCGAACUGCCUACAAUUCCAGAAGGCGGCUGUUUUGAGGAGAGUCAGAGUGAGGACUCUUGUGAAGAUAUGAGUUGUGGAGAAGAAAGUCUGAGCAGCUCCCCUCCCAGCGAUCAAGAAUGCACCUUCUUUUUUGAUUUCAAGGUGGCACAAGCCCUGUGCUUCCAAUCUUAGAAAUCUAGUUGUACAAAGUACACGUUUGCAGUGCCGGUUUCUAAGCAAUAAAUAGGGGAUAAUCUUCCCCUCCCCUUUAUCUUUCAGGAAGGAGUUGCAUGGACUGGAUCCACCUACUUUCUAUUUAUUAUUCAGAUCAGAUCUGGCCUAUUUUCAUAUUUAAUUCUAAGCCAUUAAAUGGGUUUAUGCUUC